This is a messenger RNA of Calypte anna (Anna's hummingbird), 1085 nucleotides long. RefSeq names its product myeloid protein 1. Bases 79 to 1038 code for a protein of 319 amino acids. Lineage: Eukaryota; Metazoa; Chordata; Aves; Apodiformes; Trochilidae. The record is from RefSeq and is a predicted model, not a curated record. The transcript is spliced from 7 exons.
AAACACAUAAAUACCCCAGGCAGCUUCUUGCUCAACGUCUUUGAUUCAUUCAAAGAACUUGGGUGAAACAGCCACAAAAUGCCAGCUCUCAGUCUGGUCACUCUGGUCAGCUUGGUAUCCACAGUUUUUGCCAAGCAGUUGGAUGCACACCCACCCCAACAACAUAACAGGCACUGGGCACAGAUCUGCAGUGGGAAUCCCACCAACAAAAUCCGGGGCUGUGACAAAUACGGCUGUGGCCAAUUUGGUGCUGACAGGCACAGUGGCAAAAGAAAGCACGUGGGUGUGGAUGUCAUCUGUGCUGAUGGAGCCACAGUGUAUGCUCCUUUCAGUGGCCAGCUCUCAGGACCCAUUCGAUUCUUUCAUAAUGGAAAUGCCAUUGAUGAUGGAGUCCAAAUCAGGGGAUCAGGUUUCUGUGUGAAGCUUGUCUGUAUCCAUCCCAUCAAGUACCACGGCCAAAUCCACCGAGGACAACUACUUGGGAGGAUGCUGCCCAUGCAAAAAGUAUUUCCUGGCAUUACCUCUCACAUCCAUGUUGAGAACUGUGACCACUCCGAUCCUACUCAUCUACUCACACCUGAUGUCCCACCACUCCCACAACAUGGCAGACACUGGGCAACUCUGUGCUCUGGGAAUCCUACAAAUGAGAUAAGAGGCUGUGACAGUUAUGGCUGUGGAUACUACGGAGCUCCAAGACAAAAUGGUAAAGGAAAGCACACGGCUGUGGAUGUCAUCUGUGCAGAUGGAGCAACCGUGUAUGCUCCCUUUUCAGGCGAGCUGUCUGGACCCAUUAAAUUCUUCCAUAAUGGAAAUGCCAUUGAUGAUGGAGUCCAAAUCAGGGGAUCAGGUUUUUGUGUAAAACUGGUCUGCAUCCAUCCUAUCAGAUACAACGGUAGAAUUUCUAAAGGCCAAGUCCUUGGGAGAAUGUUGCCAAUGCAAAGAGUAUUUCCUGGGAUUGUGUCUCAUAUUCAUGUUGAGAACUGUGAUCGCUCGGAUCCUACCAGCAACCUGGAAAGGGGGCAAGGGCGAAGAGAGUGAUGCAGAAACGUAGUAAAGUCCAAAUAAAUUCAUCUCAGCAUCCAAAA